AUCUACUUAACUUAUCUGAGAUGACUAUCAUGUUGAAUACCUGUGUAAGAUCUCGGAUAAAGAUUGUAAAUCUGACUUCAUCCAGUAUUUUUAAAAACUUCCUAGCUGUCAAGGUUUUACCCAUGUCUUCAAAUGCAGUCUCAGCAAAAGAUGAUGGACUGAAUAGUCAAGCAUCAUCCAAGGCCUUCAAAGAAAUUUUCAGAUUUCCUUACAUUAAAUUUGGAUAUGCCCUUAACAAGUUCAAGUGGGCCCAAACAUUAGUGACAGCAGCUGCUCUACCAGCAAGUGCAGCUUUCUACUUUGGAGGGGUCUUUAAUUCUGAUACCUUAGUUGCUAUUUUGAUUUCUGGUGUUGCUAUCACUUUGAACGUCUAUAUAUAUGGAAGUGCAUUUUAUCAAGCAGUUGGUUUUUUGUAUAUCAGUGAAGAUGGCUCAACUCUCAAGAUAUCUUACCUAGACUUCUGGGGAGAGCGAGUGAACAUGGAGGUUCCUGUCGAUGAUGUUAUGCCCCUUUCAGAGUGCCCUCAUUCUUUUAGCGACCGCUUUUUCAGAACUAUUUCUUUUUACUCUACAGAAAAACCAGCACCAAGAUUGUUUCUCAAGUUCGGGGGUAAAAUAACAGAUACAGAUAAGUUUAUCAAAGUAUUUGGUGAGCAUACUGAUUGAUUGCAAUACUGAUAAGACUGUACUACUAACAGACGUUGCUUUACCUUUCUGCACCGAUCAGGCUGAGAGAUGUUAGAGUGUCUUAGUUCUAAGAUACAGGCAUCCAGCCUGAAAGGACUAAACUAGGAAUACUAUGGCCAUAGCCUAACUUCUGAAAACUGUCACAGAAGUGAGAAAAGUACCUAUUAAAUUCACUGUCAAUUGAAGAGUGAAACAGUACUGAUCAACUGAUCAAGACUGCAGCAUAGGACGGGUCUUGGAUAAGUCAUGCAAAUUGUGAUUACAUGAAUAUAAUUGAUUGUUUUAAUUGAA
This is a messenger RNA of Macrosteles quadrilineatus (aster leafhopper), 977 nucleotides long. Its product is annotated as transmembrane protein 186. The record is from RefSeq and is a predicted model, not a curated record. NCBI's taxonomy places the organism in Eukaryota, Metazoa, Arthropoda, Insecta, Hemiptera, Cicadellidae. Gene Ontology annotation, cellular component: mitochondrion. The coding region runs from base 21 to 665 and encodes 214 amino acids. The transcript has 4 exons.